AUGGCGGAUUGUCUAGAGCUAAAGAACGAAAUCACUGGGCGGGUUUGGAACAACGGGCCAAGCAUGGUGACAGUGUUCUCGGUCCAGAGCGGGUUCAGGAGGAAUUGUGGAGACGGAGGCGAUAAGUGCAUUUGGGUAGCAAAGAGAGAUGGUUCUAUCAGAGAAGGAUCGCAUGGGAUGAGAAUGAGCAAUCGGUACAUAUAG
Eruca vesicaria subsp. sativa (arugula) is the source of this 204-nucleotide messenger RNA. NCBI's taxonomy places the organism in Eukaryota, Viridiplantae, Streptophyta, Magnoliopsida, Brassicales, Brassicaceae. The record is from the annotation of a GenBank genome assembly.